Messenger RNA from Octopus bimaculoides (California two-spot octopus), 4426 nucleotides. RefSeq lists its product as uncharacterized. Gene Ontology annotation, molecular function: RNA binding; RNA nuclease activity; protein binding. The record is from RefSeq and is a predicted model, not a curated record. Gene Ontology annotation, biological process: intracellular signal transduction; RNA processing. Lineage: Eukaryota; Metazoa; Mollusca; Cephalopoda; Octopoda; Octopodidae. Gene Ontology annotation, cellular component: nucleus.
UUUCCCUUUCUUCACCGCUGCCAUAACCUGUUGCGUUUCAUUCCAUAGGUUCCAACUGCGUUCUACAAAAUAGCAACAGUUAACAUUAGUUUUUUUUUUCCUAAACAGUAUAAGAAAAUCUCAAUUUCUCUUUGUUUUGUUUUGAUCAUUUACAGAAGUUUCUUUGUUCUCUCUCUCUUUUCUAAAUCUGUCUUUUCAUCCAUCAUACCAUCUAUCCAUCUAUCCAUACGUCCGUCCGUCUAUCUAUCUAUCUACCCAUCCGUCCGCCUGUCUGUCUGUCUAUCUAUCUAUCUAUCUAUCUAUCUAUCUAUCUACCUAUCCAUCCGUCCGUCUGUCCGUCUAUCCAUCCAUCCAUCUAUCCAUCUAUCCAUACGUCCGUCCGUCUAUCUAUCUAUCUACCCAUCUAUCUAUCCAUCCGUCCGCCUGUCUGUCUGUCUAUCUAUCUAUCUAUCUAUCCAUCCGUCCGUCUGUCCGUCUAUCCAUCCAUCUAUCUAUCUAUCUAUCUAUCUAUCUAUCUAUCUAUCUAUCUAUCUAUCUAUCUAUCUAUCUAUCUAUCUAUCUAUGUCUGUACUGUAUAUGUAUAUAUAUAUUCUCACAUAGUACCAGAUACUUAAGAAUCGUAGAGAUUAUGCAAUGUCCAUGCUUUUCUCAAAGACAUUAGCGACGUUAGUGGAGUGAACUGACUACGACUGAAAAUGGAAAGAAGAUUGCAGAAACAAAAUCAUUAACGGAGAAAUUAAGUUCUGUAAACUUUUGUUUUGUUUUCGAUCUUUAUAUCAUUUCUUCCCCUCGUAUCAUCUCAUCUUCUCCAAAAGACUUCGAAGAUGGUAUAGAUAGAAUUCGAUCGCUGUUUCGAUUCCCUGUGACUAUAUAAUGGAUCGUUUAUAUAGAUAAAUAAUAGCUUUCAGUCACACACUCCACCUAGUCGUAAAUAGAUACCAGGUAUAGAAAUUAGGAAGAUUAAAAAUAAGAUGUUGUCCAGAAGAAUCGAGAUGAAGCUGUUAAAAAACAAAAUGAGAAAACGUAUCAUAAAGUAUUGAAACAGUAUGCCAUGGCUUUCGGGUCGAUGAAAUAAGUACGAGUUUAGCACUGGGGCCGAUGUAAUCGAUCAGCUCCCACCCUGCCAAAAUUUCAGGCAUUGUGACUAUAGCAAAAAGGAUUUCGGGAUUACACAAGGUGAGAUAAAGUUCUAUUAUAAUGCCAUUAGCUGGGAUUUUGACUUAGCUGCGUGGUUCCGGGUUCGAUUCUACAGCAUGGCACCAUGGGGAAGUGUCAUGUGCAUUGUGUAUUAAUAUACACAACGAGUGUAAUACACAAUACGUACAAUACAUACUUGUGUGUAAUUUAGUUGACAGAAACUGUGUGGAAGUCUAUUGUGUGUUUCGUCGAUGUACAGAGGCGAAGGAUCUAAAACCUCAAAAACAAAAACAAUGAUAUCUAUUCAUCAUUGAAAAUUCGUAACAACGACGUUGUUGUUCAAAAAAAGAGUAGCUUUCCGGUUUUUAAAAUAAUUGUAUAGAAUAAUUUGCAUUAUUGAAAAUAGAACGAACUGUGCAGUGCAGCUAGUCUUGGGUAUAAGAACAAAAUACAACCCGAAUAUUGGAAUAAAAAGAAAUUUGAAGAAUGUCGAAAUAGUUUUCUUGAUGUUUUGGCUAUAAGGGUGUAUGUAUAGCAGAGGACUUUAUUUUUGGAGAAGAAACUAAUGAUGGUGUAAAUUUAAUUCUCCUUUAUGUCGGAAUUAUUAGUUUGAUAUCUAAUUAAGUAUCUAAUUAAAGAGUGAAUUGCCUUUUUUUCCUUUUUGACGUCAUUGUUUAAUGUGGAUCUUAAAACAUGAUACGGGAUUGUUUCUAAAUGAAUGUUUAUAAUUCGAAAUUAAAAUGAAUCACAUACAUCAUAUUUGGUUAACAUACAGUUUACCGUCGUAAAGUAGUGAAAAGUAAACAGAUUUUAGAACAUUCUAUCCACAACAGAACGUUUCGAUAUGAAAGAAUUCUUGUCGAUAUGUUUAUGUUCACAAACCGGAUUUUGGAACCACUUUCGAUGACUGCUCUUUUAGCUAGUUCAGUUUAAUUACGCCGCUGGUGCCGAUGAGGAAUGUAUGGUUGGUCGGCUUGUAUUUCUUGGGAGAAACGAAAGAAUGAGGAAAAUGGUAAAGAAAAUAGGAGGAUGUCUAUACAUAAGAAAAUGGAGGAAUAGUUAAAUCCUGGCUACAUUACCCAAAAGCAUAAAUCAAGAAAAAUCCAGCUGUUAUUUUUAGCAGGUUCAGCAAUCACUUGAAAACUCUUUCAUUGGUUUGUGAAACUCACUCUGAUAAUCCGCUGAGUGAACUGAAGCAAUGUGGAAUGAAGUAUCUUGCCAAAGGACACAGCAUGCUGCCUGGUCAAGACUCAAACCCAUGACCUAGUGAUCUUCAGCCUACACCUUGACCAGUUGGCCACUUGCCAUCCCGAUUUGGACUACAGGUGGCUGAUGCAAUGUUUUGUCUGAACCAAUUGAAACAGAGACAGUGGGUUUCAAAAGGAAUAUGUAAAUGGUGUGUAAUUCCAAUGGCAUUCACUGUGAACUUUGACCGGGAUGGUCAAAUGUCUCAGGCAAUAUCCAGUAAUGAUCUACAUACUGUACAGCAACUGAUCAGCAGUGGAAUGAGUGUCAAUUCGGUUGUCCACAACCCUGACAAGCAAGAGAACACUACAAUUCUAGCAGGAGCUUGUUAUGCUGGUAACCUGGAUAUCGUUGAUUAUCUUCUGAAGGCCGGUGCUUAUAUCAACCACAAGGAUCCCUGCUAUGGCCGGACACCACUUCACUGGGCAUGUAUUGGUCGCCAGGAAAAAGUUACCUUAUACCUGAUAAAAAACAAAGCUGAUGUGAAUUGUGUUGACCGGGACAAUGUUACACCAAUUAUAACUGCUUCAAUGGUUGGCUGUCAGAAUAUUGUUACUAGUUUGCUCAAGAAUGGAGCAAAUCCUUGUGCAGUGGACAGGCUGCGAGCUUCAGCUAUUCAUUAUGCAACCUUCUAUGGACAUUCAGAAGUUAUUUCUACCCUCAUAAAGAGUGGUUGUAAUUCUAACAACCAUGUUAUUUUUGGUCAAGGAACACCGUUAGCUAAUUUGGUACAUAUUAAAGACCAAGAAAACUGCAAACUUCUUCUGGAGAGUGGUUACAAUAUAGAUAACGAGGAAUGGCUCUCAGAUUUUCAGAGACAUCAAUCUAUGGCAAACAGUAUUGCUUCAAAUUCUACCAUUAAAACCAUUCUUACUUGGUUGCAAACACCACGAUCUCUAGACUCUUAUUGUCGGAUUGUCAUACGGAAAUGUAUGCAAGGGGUUUAUUUACAGAAUAGAGUAAGCAACUUACCAGUUCCAUUAACCAUAAAAAACUAUCUGUUAUUCCUUUAAACAGUGACUUCAAAACUAUUUUCUGUUUGCUUUUUAGCUUUUUAUUUUAUAAAUGCAAGCGUGGACUUUUGGUGCCAGCAAAAAAUUCUUUUUGUUGUCAUAACAAUCCAAACAUCGAGAAAAAAAUCAGAUUUGAUGACAGGUUAUUUUUUAAUGUUAUAUGGCUACAAAGACAUGAUGUAGAUCUUUGUAAGUUGGUGCUCAACUCUGAUUGCAUUGUGUGGAAUAAAUUAGAAUUAAAAUGUAGAAUGCCAAGUAAUAUUUUCAGAUGCUUCGGUACCUAUCUCCAAAAGUUAGAGAAGGCAGACGAUGAGGAAUGAUGUCUUUUUCCUCAAAAACACAAUGAAAUAUUUUGAAAUGGAUUUAGACUUGUGAAUCAUUCGAAUAUUUUGAACUCAACAUCCCACUAUCAAUUAUAUGAAUUAGACAGAAAUUAGAAUUAAGAUAUAAUAAAACUAUCAAAGUAUGAUAAAAUAUAUUUAAUUAUUUAACAAAUGCAAUAGUAGCUUGUCUUUAAUGUGUGUGUGUAUAUAUAUAUAUAUAUAUAUAUUUAUAUAAUUAAUUCAAUAAUAGGAUAAAAUCUUUUAUAAGAAUUUUAUCAAGUAGUUAGCGUGAAAAAACUCAUAAAGGAAAAAAUCCAUCAUUUAUUCCGCUAGAAUAUAUUUAUUUAUAUUUAUAUACAUGCAUUAAUAUAGAAGAAUGCCUCACGCUAAAACUACCAUAAUAAACACAUUUUUACUGAAUGCAAGGAAAUGCAACUCUCAAAAACCGGCUUCUCAAAAACAGACUUAACUAUAUAUCGAACGAUUUCACGAUUAUUACAACAAUAUGUAACUUUCGAUCAUCAGUAUAUGGUCAAAAUAUAUAAAAAUAAACAAAAGAUUCAACAUACCAAAAUGAACACCCCGUGUACCCAGCAUAGUAAAUAGAAGAUUGUUUAUCUCUAUAUAUCUAUGUAAAAAGCGGGCUUUUUUUUAAUUACACCUCGGUAACACAUGUUUAUACCAGAAUAAAAUUCAGCACUGAAUAUA